UUGCACUAUCCGUGCUCUAUUGCCACAGAUCAUACUACAUGUAACUGACAUAAACCAUGUAAAUUGGGAUGGGGUCCAUGUAUAAGUUUUGUAUAACUUCUCAUAUCGAUAUUUCAACAGUAUUACUAAAGUCGGUAAACAGAAUAUACAAGUAUACCUACGUAGGAAGGCGAUUUAAUUCGGCCACCGUUACAUUAGAAGAUGGAAGUGCAGCAGGUUCUAGCAGCAGUCUCUCCACCACAGCUAUUAUGCCUAGGGUCCUAGCUUAUCCCCCAAAGUACAAAAGAGUACAACAAGCAUGGGUUGAGAACCUUGACACUGUGGAAGAGCAGAAGCUUGGACUGAUUGACCUACAUCCAGAUGUGUUUGGUGCGCAGCCUAGAAUUGACAUCAUCCAUGAAAACAUAGAAUGGCAGACAAAGUAUAGACAAGUGCGAUAUGAUCACACAAAAACCCGUGCAGAAGUCCGUGGAGGUGGAAGGAAACCUUGGCCACAAAAAGGUACUGGGAGAGCUCGUCAUGGCAGCAUACGUUCACCCCUGUGGCGAGGGGGAGGUCUUUCACAUGGCCCUCGAUCUCCCAAGACCUACUUCUAUAUGUUACCAUUCUACACCAGAGUUCAUGGCUUGAUAUCUUGCCUUUCCGUGAAACUAGCACAGGAUGAUUUGCAUAUUGUGAAUUCUCUGGAAAUCCCAACAGAUGAUCCAAAAUAUAUUGAAGAUCUUGUAGACAGUCGGACCUGGGGGCCAUCUGUUCUCCUUGUGGAUGAGAUGGACAUAAUGCCAAGAAACAUCACUGCUGCAACUGAUUCCAUAUUACAUUAUAACCUGAUGCCUGUUUAUGGGUUGAAUGUAUACAGCAUGUUGAAACAUGACACCCUCGUACUCACUCUAGCAGCAGUGAAUCGUAUUGAAGAGAAAUUGUUGUACCAACUAAACAGACCUGACAUCUGUAAUGUGGUGAAGAAGUAUGAGUUAAAUCAGAAUGGCUAAGGCAGUGACUUUGGAUUGAUCUGUAUAAAAUAAACUUUGACAUUCUAACUUUGUUAAUCAGUUUCUAUUAUAUGCAUACAUCUGUGUCAUUAAAGAAUUGGAGAUUACAGAAGAUGUUUUACAGCUACCUUUUGGUCUAUGCAUAUGUGUUUAUUUAUUGGGCAAAUGUGAAACACAAAAAGUUCUGUUACAUGCUCAUGAAGGUGGUCUAGAAAUAAAUGCAGAAAAAAUAUAAGCAUA
Cryptotermes secundus is the source of this 1232-nucleotide messenger RNA. It is a transcript of the gene mRpL4, whose product is annotated as 39S ribosomal protein L4, mitochondrial. Bases 69 to 992 code for a protein of 307 amino acids. NCBI's taxonomy places the organism in Eukaryota, Metazoa, Arthropoda, Insecta, Blattodea, Kalotermitidae. Gene Ontology annotation, biological process: translation. The transcript has 6 exons. The record is from RefSeq and is a predicted model, not a curated record. Gene Ontology annotation, molecular function: structural constituent of ribosome. Gene Ontology annotation, cellular component: ribosome.